Messenger RNA from Lasiodiplodia theobromae, 1752 nucleotides. Its product is annotated as WSC domain containing protein. The coding region runs from base 1 to 1752 and encodes 583 amino acids. The transcript has 2 exons. The record is from RefSeq and is a predicted model, not a curated record. Lineage: Eukaryota; Fungi; Ascomycota; Dothideomycetes; Botryosphaeriales; Botryosphaeriaceae.
AUGCUCGCCGACAAGCUCUCCUCCGCCGCCGUUCUUGCCGGCUUGACCUCUGUGGCCCGCGCCGUCGACUGGAGCACCAUUGACUGGAGCGCCAUCGACUACCAUGGCCACUACUUCCGGCAGGAGUGGGUCGAGCCGCCCGUCGUCGUCGAGCGCCUGGAUCCGAUAUUGAAUCCUGGCCAACUCGGAACCCACGUCCACUCCUUCGUCGGUGCUAACGUCGUUUCUGCGGACACAAACUACGACGACACUCAAGCCGCCUCCUGCAGCCAGGUCUACGUUAAGCCUGACCACAGCCUCUACUGGGCUCCUGCUCUGUACUUCCAGGACCCCACCAACAAGACAUUCACCCGUGUCAAGGAGCACCAUCGUGUGCUGUACUACUUUAACCGUGCUGCCGACCCGGAUACUGGCGCGGAGAACUUUGACCUCAUCGAGGAGUUCCCCGAAGGCUUCAAGAUGAUCGCCGGUGACGCCAACCUGCGUGCCCCUGCCGCCACCAAGCAGCUGCAGAACUCCGUCGAGUGGUUCUGCCACGGUCCUGACGUCAAGUCCAGUGGCUUCCCCGGCAACUUCACCUCGUGCCCCAACGGCUUCGCUGGCUCCGUCCGCUUCCCUUACUGCUGGAACGGCGAAGAGUUCAACGUCGACGAUCCGCAUGCCCACAUGUCUUACCCCAAGACCGAUGCUGAAGGCAACGGUGCUCCUGACAGCGGUCCAUGCCCUACGACCCACCCCCAUAUCCUGCCCCACAUCUUCAUCGAGUUCUGGUUCGAUACGGAGCCCUUUGAUGGCCUCUAUGAGAUGAGCGACCAGCCAUGGGUCGUUUCAAAUGGCGAUCCUACCGGCUACGGCUUCCAUGCUGACUUCCUGAAUGGCUGGGAGAAAGGAGUCUUGGAAAAGCAAAUGAAGGAGUGCAACAUUGGAGAGUCUGGCGAGCCGUUGGAGAACUGCUUCGAUACCUGGAAGAAAGACGGCCAGGAAGACACCCGUGAGAACUGCUCGCAAAAGCAGUCGGUCACGGAGGAGGUUGACGGCUGGCUUGAUGCUCUGCCGGGUUGCAACCCGCUGCAGUACGGUCCGGAUAGGGCUGUGAUGAAGACCAACUGCGGCGACACCGCAACCCUUGACUCUGAUGGCACCUCUGGUGUCGCGUCCGCCGCCGCCUCUGCUGUAGCGGCCAACUCGGCGCCAUCUUCCUCGAAGACGUCCCUUGUUGCGACACCUGUCGUCACUGACGAAGCAGUCGCGACCACCGACAGCAGUGGCAACGUUGUCUACGUCACUGUUACUUCAUACUACACUGCGGACGGCCCCGCGCCAACAGGCUCUACUGCUCCUGCUGUCUCGGUGUCCAACGAAAACGUUACACUCCCAGCCGGCUGGACCAGCUCAGGCUGCCACAGCGAUGCUGUCUCUCCACGUUCUCUGUCUGGGAAGGUGCUCGCUUACUGGGGCGAAGCCAUUACUUCGUCUGGCUGCGCGAAGUAUUGCGAUGAGCAAGGCUUCAGUAUUGCUGGAACUGAGUACGGCGAACAGUGCUUCUGCGGUAACGACCUGACCCAGAGUGAGGUCCUCGAUGCUUCCAAAUGCGAUAUGGAGUGCAAGGGCUCUGCGGGAGAGACCUGCGGUGGUGAGGGGGCGUUGAGCGUCUUUGUGAAGGACGGGACGAGUGUGAAGAGUAGGAAGAGGAGCCUGCAUUUCCGCAAGCACGUUGGCGGCGGUGCAAGUGUCCGCAGAGGUUCUUUCUAA